AUGGCGGCAAUUGGUUCGUUGAUCUUCUGCACCGACUGCGGCAACCUCCUGCCCCCAUCCAAGGGCAGCGAGAAGAACAUACUCCAUUGCGACUGCUGCGGGGCUGAAAACAGAGAUCAUCCCUGGAGAACCGUGACAACGAGGACGAAGCCAUCCGAUUUUCCCUCGGCGCUCCGGCAGAAGCUGUCAAUCGUCCAAACAGUCGAGAGGCACCAGGUACAAACAGAACGAAUCGACGCAAAUACCGACUGCCCUAAGUGUGGGAAGAGGGGUGUGCGGUACUCGGAGGUGCAGCAAAGGAGUGCCGAUGAAGGCUCAACAAUCAUUUACAACUGUGACUGCGGUGAACGG
Molecule: messenger RNA, 351 nt
Organism: Thermothielavioides terrestris NRRL 8126
Lineage: Eukaryota; Fungi; Ascomycota; Sordariomycetes; Sordariales; Chaetomiaceae
Exons: 2
Biological process (GO): DNA-templated transcription; termination of RNA polymerase I transcription
Cellular component (GO): RNA polymerase I complex
Molecular function (GO): nucleic acid binding; zinc ion binding; DNA-directed RNA polymerase activity
Source: RefSeq, a predicted model, not a curated record